Messenger RNA from Aedes albopictus (Asian tiger mosquito), 2150 nucleotides. RefSeq names its product serine/threonine-protein kinase meng-po (gene meng). The transcript has 2 exons. Bases 160 to 1572 code for a protein of 470 amino acids. The record is from RefSeq and is a predicted model, not a curated record. Gene Ontology annotation, biological process: peptidyl-threonine phosphorylation; peptidyl-serine phosphorylation. Lineage: Eukaryota; Metazoa; Arthropoda; Insecta; Diptera; Culicidae. Gene Ontology annotation, molecular function: ATP binding; protein serine/threonine kinase activity.
UACGGGAAAGCAGUCUGCGCUCAGUGUCGAGUGGAAAAUUUGAUCAAUUACGCUGUAUCCUAUUUUGCGCCAAACAAGACCAACCGCCAGCGGUACAUGCGAUCCGGGGGCUUCCAGCACGCCAAACAGCAAUAUUCGUUGGAUAUAUUUUUACGUUAGAUGAGAAAUAUACCGAAAAGCAUCGCAAUGAAGCUAUCCGAGAGUAAAUCCGACACAUCAAUCAUCGCCAACCUGUACAAAUCGAUCAACCACAAUUAUCGGAGGCUGUCCAACACGAGCAGCCUUCUGCAUCGGAUUCCGGACAUGGAGAUACCGUCCUUGAACAUAGCCGACGAGUACGACAUCGAGAAGACGAUUGCGGAAGGCUGUUUCGCGAAAAUAUUCCUUGCUCACCACCGACCAACCGGGACCACUGUUGUGCUCAAAGCAAUACACACCGAGCUGACCACACUGAAGGAAUUCAUCAAAGAGUUCCACUACAACUACCAGCUCAGUCACCAUCCGAACAUUCUCAGCUGCUAUCAGGUCAAAUUUCAAACGAAUGAAUAUUACGUCUACGCCCAAGAGCAUGCACCGUUCGGCGAUUUGGCGGCAAAUGUAGGGGCCAACGGGCUACAGGAGUCCAGCUGCAAAAAGAUAGCCGAACAGUUAAGUUCAGCUCUAGGGUUCAUGCACUUGAAGGGGCUGGUUCACAGGGACCUGAAGUUAGAGAACAUUCUAGUAUUUACACCAGAUUUCUCGCGAAUUAAGCUGUGUGACUUCGGAACAACCACCCGCGAGGGCAUUCUAGUCAAUAAGAACAAUAAAACGUGGAUAUCAUUCCUACCCCCGGAAGUAUUAGAGGUUGUGAAAAAUGAAAGGUUCAUCUGCAAAUCGUCGUCUGAUUCGUGGCAGUUUGGCAUUGUACUGUACGUUUGCCUAAUUGGAUCUACGCCAUGGAAGUCCGCCGAUUGGGUGCGUGAUGGCAAGUAUGCGGCCUUCAUGAAGUACCAGAAGCGGGAAACGACAAAAAUUCCGGAAAAUUUCAGACGAUUCACGCCCCGUCUUCUUCGAGCAUUCCGGCGGAUUUUCGACCACAAUGAAGAAGAUCGAGCAAAGGUCAGCGAUAUCAUGAAAUAUAUGAAAAACAAGUGGAUGGACAAUAAGAUAACUACUUCCAAAUCGACUUCCAACAUUGCAAGCAAUACUCAGCAACAGGCUUCCUCCGAUCAGGACUCCAUCAAAUACAUCAACCAUAGGGAAAGUCGGAACUCCUUCGAUGGGAGGCUCCGAGCGCGAAGAAUGACAAGUUUCGGAGGUCUGACACCAGAACCGGCUCCAGUUUCCAGCGUGGAUCAGGACACAAUCCGAAACAAAGUGUGGGAGUGGCUAGAGUCGAACGAUUUGAACCGCCACGACAGCAUGGACGACGUGGUGGACUUUUCUUUUUGGAACAAGAGUGAAUCGAAAUCGUACCAGUAUGCGAAACGGGAAUCGAUUAUUGGUGCAUGUUCAACGACGACCACCGCCAUGACACUGACGACUACGGCGAGAGACACCAGCAGUGCAAGCAGCGGACAUCGCUAUAAAUAGAUUCGCCGCCGUGAAGGGAAACGCGAACUCUCAUGGUCCUUCAGAUUGAUCCGACCCAGACGAGUGCAGUGACGAUGAAACGGCACCCUGUGCAGAACCAACCUUUCCUCAUUAGGUAAAACUGAUCAAAUAUUAACUCCUCCUCAGUCGUCCGAUAGAAUAUAGGUAGUACAUGUGAUUAUAUUAAUUAUAUGUGUGAUAAAGUGAGAAUACUUGAACAUCAGCAAUGUCAUGCAACAGAUCGUAGAUGGUACAACACAGAGAACAUAUAGUUUGUUAGACUUUUAGCAAGGUGAUAGAGUGUUUAGGGCGAUAUUUAUAUUUAUGGUAACGAUGUAGACGGAAAUUGAAUAAAACCAAUUGAAAUGCUAGUCAGAACGAAAAGUUCAACUUGUAAUAAUUGUUUCCAUUAAGUGUUAUGUUGGUAUAAAUGUGGCAAGAGCAGAUAAAAUGGAAUGUAACUAGAAAUAUUAUUCGUAAACGACUUUGAAUUAUACAGAACGGUAGUAUUUUGAGCGCCAUAGAAUUGUUUAUAAUAAAAAAGAAUAAUAUUGGAAAUUGAUAAAUGAAAUGCUUUC